Wyeomyia smithii (pitcher-plant mosquito) is the source of this 1398-nucleotide messenger RNA. It is a transcript of the gene 128up, whose product is annotated as GTP-binding protein 128up. The transcript has 4 exons. The coding region runs from base 190 to 1293 and encodes 367 amino acids. Gene Ontology annotation, molecular function: GTP binding; GTPase activity. Gene Ontology annotation, cellular component: cytoplasm. Lineage: Eukaryota; Metazoa; Arthropoda; Insecta; Diptera; Culicidae. The record is from RefSeq and is a predicted model, not a curated record. Gene Ontology annotation, biological process: cytoplasmic translation.
GCUUUCCUUUGUUGACGUGCAAUUCUUGUGCAGGUAUUUCGCUGAUUGCAUGGGUUGAGUUGUGCAGCCACACGUUUGGCAUUACCGUUCAAAAUUCGUGUUAAAGUUCAUGUUUUCUUUGUGCAUUUUCACCGCAACCAACAACGAUUGUAGAAUUCCGAUUGAAGCUACCACUGUCAGCCGAUAGCCAUGAGUACUAUACUGGAAAAGAUCGCCCAAAUUGAGGCUGAGAUGGCCCGUACUCAGCGGAACAAGGCCACAGCUGGUCAUUUGGGUCUGUUGAAGGCUCGGUUGGCGAAACUUCGACGAGAACUGAUCACCCCGAAGGGAGGUGGCGGUGCUUCUGAACAGGGCUUCGAAGUGUCCAAAACUGGUGAUGCACGGGUUGGAUUUGUUGGGUUUCCCUCCGUAGGUAAAUCGACAUUGCUGUCCAAUCUGGCUGGCGUUUACUCGGAAGUAGCGGCGUACGAGUUUACAACGCUGACAACCGUGCCGGGAUGUAUCAAGUAUAAGGGAGCUAAGAUCCAGCUGCUGGAUUUGCCCGGUAUUAUCGAGGGUGCGAAAGAUGGCAAGGGUCGCGGUCGGCAGGUCAUUGCCGUGGCUAGAACAUGUAAUCUGAUUUUUAUGGUGCUAGAUGUGUUAAAGCCGCUGACUCACAAGCAAAUUUUGGAGCAUGAAUUGGAAGGCUUCGGAUUGCGGCUGAACAAACAACCGCCGAAUAUUAGUUUCCGCCGGAAGGACAAGGGUGGGGUCAAUCUGAAUGCGACGGUAGCUCAGUCCGAGCUGGAUCUGGAUAUGGUUAAGUCGAUUUUGUCCGAGUAUAAGAUACACAACGCGGACAUCACGCUCAAGUACGACGCCACGACGGACGAUCUGAUCGAUGUGAUCGAGGGUAACCGAAUCUACAUCCCGUGCAUUUACCUGCUGAACAAAAUUGACCAGAUCAGCAUCGAGGAACUGGACGUGAUCUACAAGAUUCCGCACUGUGUACCGAUUUCCGCCCACCACCACUGGAACUUCGACGACUUGCUGGAGAUGAUGUGGAAGUAUUUGAAGCUGGUUCGGAUCUAUACAAAACCCAAGGGACAGCUACCGGAUUACAGUUCGCCGAUUGUUUUGCAUCACGAACAUACGACCAUCGAGAACUUUUGUAACAAACUGCAUCGAACGAUUGCCAAGGAGUUUAAAUAUGCUCUUGUGUGGGGAUCUUCGGUAAAACAUCAACCCCAGAAAGUGGGCAUCGAUCACGUCCUAAAUGACGAAGACGUAGUCCAGAUCGUAAAGAAAGUGUAAGACGGCGAGUUUUGUAAGUCAGCUAAUAAUUUUAUGAUCAUUAUUUGCUAUAUAUAAAAAUGCAAUCCCGUUCAACAUUCAAGCAAUUGAGGAAAAACAUGUUAA